UUUUUGUACACUGAUUGCUUUUACACCCAUAAAGGCUGUAAAAGCAAUCAUUUCUCCUUCUCUCCUGGCUGCAUUCAUGCAGCCAUUGAGAAAUACUGUGUGAGCUGUGAUUGGUCACAGCUUGUCACAUGGUACAAGACUGUUGUGAAUGGCCCUGUACCAUGUGAUCUCUGUGAUCGUUCACAGAUUCCACACAUAGUAAGCAAUGAUGUCAGAAGUGACACCUUGCUUACUACUCUGCAUGUGGUCACUGAUUGGCCAAUCAGUGAUCACACGAUCGUGACCUCGCACAGAGGUCCUGUACGACGAUCGGUGUUC
Staurois parvus is the source of this 318-nucleotide messenger RNA. Lineage: Eukaryota; Metazoa; Chordata; Amphibia; Anura; Ranidae. The record is from the annotation of a GenBank genome assembly.